AUGGCUGACCCUGUUGGUGUUGCAGGCACGGCAUUAGGCGCCACGAGCCUCCUCGCCCAAGUGUUUGAGGGAACGGUAAAGGCGAUCCAACUCUGGCGAAAGGCAGGUGGAAUCGGGGAAGAUGCCGCCGUCUUUCAAACUAGACUAGAGCUGCAAUUGGCGCGAUUCAAGAGCUGGGGAUUCGACUGGAAACUGGACUGUGGCCCAGCAGGGCUUAAUGUCAACGACCGACGUUUUCAAGACCACGGUGACACUGCUAUCAAGUACGUCGUGUUGAUACACCACUUCAUCGAUCAGCUGGAUAGUCUCGUGUCGGGCAGCAAUGCGAUCAAGACGGCUGGACAGGCCUCAGUGCUGCCGACCUCUUCAAUAGAGAGGCUGUUGGAUCUAGCGAGCCCGAAUUCUGGCGAGCGACAAGCACUGUCGGAUAAAAUUCGCAGUGUUCAAGAAAAUUCAGACUUGAAGGAGCAGCUAUCCUGGGCCGUAAAGGAUGGCGAGCCUUUAAAGGCACUCGAUCGAUUGGAGAGCCUCAUCAACGACCUUACAAGUUUCUUUACCCCUCCAAGGGUUGAUCCGGCAUCAAAGCUUGCACUAAAUAGCCUUCUUGCAACAAUGAACCUGGCUAAACUGCAGAUGAUUAGCGUACAGCCGGACGCGGACUCUGAGCUAAGAGGUCUUGCUCUCCUCAAAUCGACCAUCAUCCAGAUGAAUGCGAGAGAGUCUGUCUUUGGCGGGGAGGACGUCACAGAAGAUGAAGCCGACUUGGAAGAGACUUCACCCAGGGACGAGAAGAAUGGGCGGGGAUUCGGCGUCUUUGAGAAGAAUGGCCCUCAAAAUGUGCUCGUGGAAUUCAAGGAAGUUGGAUCAUCCGAGUGUCCCCCUAAACACUCGCUGUUCACAUUCAAAGCCAUGAUACGGCACCGGAUCGAAAAUCUUGCCAGAUUGCUCAAGGCAGACUUCAAACCAGUGGAAAUGCGUACCCUGGACUGCAUCGGUGUAAUUACGAGGCAUCUGCAGGGUGGUGAUUUGGAGCAUGGCAUGCUGUUCAAAGUUGAGCAGGAGUCCACCACACUGUUGAACAUUCUUGAAUCCCAAAACCCAACUAGUACGGCCCGGGACGCCGAUUUGGAUGCCGGCGACUGGUAUCAGAUAGCAACGACGCUUUCACGGGCAGUCCUGUUCUUACAUCUCGCAGGGUGGCUGCACAAGGGGAUUCGGAGCGAUAACAUCAUGUUUUUCGCCAAACAAGGACAGGAUUUUUCGUAUUCGGAGCCAUAUAUCGUUGGGUUUGAAUACACGCGAGAGGCAUCGUCUGCGGGGCAAACGGAAGGCGUUGAUGACGAUAUAGGGAACAACUUGUAUCGACAUCCUGAGGUGCAGGGUCUGCCGGUGCAAAACUCGAGGACCAAUUCGGCGAGGAAUGCAAGAACGCCAUUUGACUACCGGCAUGACAUUUACAGCUUUGGUAUAGUGCUACUCGAGCUGGGUCUGAGGGAGACGGUUGAGACUAUGCAGCGGCGGGCGUCUGUUAUGGCUGGAUACAGUAAUCACACUGCUGAUGGAUUUAGGGAGUAUCUGCUGAUACAUGAAGUGCCCAAGUUGUCGUCGAGAAUGGGCAAAGGGUAUCGAGAAGCUACGCAGCAGUGUCUUGAGGGGGGAGUUGUGGCUACGGGUGACCGAAGUAUACAGGAGGAUUUUUAUUUGAAGGUUGGGCGAAUAUUAGAUGGAUAUCGAGUCAAUUAG
Pochonia chlamydosporia 170 is the source of this 1743-nucleotide messenger RNA. Its product is annotated as protein kinase, catalytic domain-containing protein. NCBI's taxonomy places the organism in Eukaryota, Fungi, Ascomycota, Sordariomycetes, Hypocreales, Clavicipitaceae. The record is from RefSeq and is a predicted model, not a curated record. Gene Ontology annotation, biological process: protein phosphorylation. Gene Ontology annotation, molecular function: protein kinase activity; ATP binding. The transcript has a single exon. The coding region runs from base 1 to 1743 and encodes 580 amino acids.